GUCGGAGCCUGCGACCGAGUGGGAGUGGAGUGGAGCGGCCGUUGUUGCCGACUCUUUCCUCCCCCACGACGGUCCAGUCAGCGGGUUGAUUAGGCCAUCGGCCCUCAAGCCGAGACUUGCCUCUUAUUUAGUUCUGGGGAGCGCCUGGCCGACAUGAGUGAUGUAGAGGAGAACAACUUCGAGGGCACGGUGAGUUAAUGUUCGUGAAGAAAUUGAAGAGUUUUUUCCAAGAAUGUGGAAGAUAAAUCAAGAUAAAAGAAGGCUAAUGAAAAGUAUUAAAGAUCAGAAAAUUAAAAUUGAAUGGGGGAAAAAAUUGAACAGAAGAUUGGUCAGAUAGAAGCACUUGAAUAUUUUUUUAAGGCUAUUUUGAAUUGUUUGAAUUGGGGAAGAAUACACGAAGUAUGAAAAAUGAAAAACUCAAUGAAGAAUGAAGAGAAGUAGAAAGCAAGAGUGAAGUAGAAUUAAAAGAAUCUGGAAGAAUGAAUGGGUCCUAGGUUAAGUAAAUGUAUGGUUUAUGUUCCAGUGUCUGUAUGAUCAAGUUGUAGAUGAAUUUGCAUGAUUACUUAGUUAAUAGAGAAUUGGUGAUCUGGUUCAAGUAGGGAAUUAUUGAGGACAGUUAGCAGUAUUAACAGUGGGUUAUUAAUGAGCUGAAAUUUUUUCUGGAGGGUGUUGCCUAACCAUUUGUUUUUCAGGAGCAAUCAAUAUAAAUAAUUACCAUACUUUAAAUGUUAGGUGUUAGGCAUCUAUGUGACCAGUGCCAUUUGUAAUACUGUCUUCUUUGUUAGGAGUCUCGCUCUCAGUCAAAAUCUCCAACGGGAACUCCUGCUCGUGUAAAAUCGGAGAGCAGGUCAGGAUCUCGUAGUCCAUCAAGGGUUUCCAAACACUCUGAAUCCCAUUCUCGAUCAAGAUCAAAAUCCAGGUCAAGGUCAAGGAGGCAUUCUCAUAGACGUUACACUCGAUCCAGAUCCCAUUCUCACUCUCAUAGGAGACGAUCUCGAAGUAGGUCAUAUACACCAGAAUACCGGCGUCGAAGGAGCCGAAGUCAUUCUCCAAUGUCUAACCGGAGAAGACAUACAGGCAGCAGGGCGAAUCCAGAUCCCAACACUUGUCUAGGAGUGUUUGGCCUCAGUUUGUACACAACAGAGAGAGAUCUUCGUGAAGUAUUUUCUCGAUAUGGACCGUUGAGUGGUGUCAACGUGGUUUAUGAUCAGCGAACUGGACGAUCACGAGGAUUUGCUUUUGUUUACUUCGAAAGAAUAGAUGACUCAAAGGAGGCUAUGGAAAGGGCAAAUGGAAUGGAGCUGGAUGGUAGAAGAAUUCGUGUGGAUUAUUCUAUCACCAAGAGAGCGCACACACCUACACCAGGCAUAUACAUGGGCAGACCAACUCAUGGUGGUGGUGGCGGUGGAGGCGGCGGUGGAGGUGGAGGAGGUGGCAGACGUCGGGAUUCUUACUAUGAUAGAGGAUAUGAUCGUGGGUAUGACAGAUAUGAAGACUAUGAUUACCGGUACAGAAGAAGAUCACCUUCUCCUUAUUAUAGUCGAUACAGAUCACGAUCAAGAUCUCGUUCCUACAGCCCAAGACGCUAUUAAUAAACAAUGAUUGCAGUUGAGGACAUCUUUUUCUCUUUAUUUUCUUUUUUCCUCUUUCUCCUUUUUUGUUUAAUUCUGGAUUUCUCCAAGCUUCUGAUCCUUCCUAGUCUUUAAAAAGAAUCCUUAAGAAAAAACUUUUGGUUUAUUUAGCAUCUAUACUUUGUCAAUUGUAUUGCUGUUUUCCACCCCUUUUAUUGUAUUCUUAAAGAUGUAAUUUUUGUCAUUUUGAGUAGUUAAACAUCUGGAGUAAAAAAAAAGAACCCUCAGUGUUACGCUUUUUGUAAAUGAUUUUUCUUUACUUUUACAGAAAACUAACUCCUGGCUAAUCAAAUGAGGAAAGAAAUGAUCUUUUUAAACCUUUUGUGUUAGAUAUUGUAUUAGAGAGAUGCAUUUACUACAAACUCCUUUUUAAACUUUCUUUUGGGGAAGUUAGUAAUACAGAGUAGUUCAGUCAUGUCAAGUUUGUCUGGGGUGGCAUGGAGCAGUCAAAUAGUUGAUUGUAGAAAGUUUGAAGCUAUAGAAGAAAAUACUUGAUCAUUUCUUUUGAAGAACGGAAUUUUUGAACCCUAAAAAUUAAGUCAUUUUUUAGAGAUGAAAAGCUUGUGGACUCCUAAAAAACAUGUUGUAUUUAAAAUACAUUUGUUAAAACUUAUAAACGUAAAGUGUGAUUUUUGUGUUGAAUUUAUUGACAUUUAAUUAUUAGUGGAGGACAAGCCCUUAUUUAUUAUUUAGAGCAGUUAUAUACUUUGCUGUUAGAAAUUUUGGUUUUGGGACAAUGGUUAAGCAGGCUAUUAUAUAGAGUCCUUAGAAGAUAGUGUGGGGGAAAGUAGUCUCCUUUCAAAUAAAAAUGAAUUUCUUUGAAAA
Molecule: messenger RNA, 2456 nt
Organism: Vicugna pacos (alpaca)
Lineage: Eukaryota; Metazoa; Chordata; Mammalia; Artiodactyla; Camelidae
Source: RefSeq, a predicted model, not a curated record